CUCCCCAGGAGCAGCCCGGUCAUUUCCAGACGCCACAGGCCCAUCUCCUGGCAUGGAGGGGAAACAGACACAACGAAUCCACCAAGCUUGGACUCAUCUCCUGCUGCUGGUUCACUGUCUCUGCAUCAGCAUGGACGCCCGACAGGAGGCAGUAUGGAGGACCUGGGAUCCAAACCCAGUUCCGGUCACCGCUCGUCCCCUCGCCAGGAGGAGAAGAAGCAGCGCUGCAUCUCAGUCUCAUCAAAUCUGAACAAUUUUCUUAUCUCUCUGUUCCACCUGCCCUUCAGUGGACAGCAGGGUGACGAGCACAGAGGGCAGCGGCGAACCAGCUGUGAUGCCCCUCGCACACCAGGCCUCUCUACCUCAGCCAAACACAGUAAACAGAGGAGUUGCAGCGGUAUCCCAGAAUCCUCUGCAGACAUCUUCAAGACCAGCUGUGAGCUGGAAAAGGAAAACGCUCAUUUCAUCGUGGUGGACAUGGUGCUGGAGGUGCUGGAGGGUGUAAAGUGGACUCUGAGCUGCGACCCACGGACCUCAACCCAACACACAGCUACAAUAUACUGUGGAGUAGACACUACACUGACACCAAAAGAUUCUCUCAGAAACGCAGAGUGGCUGGCCCAGCAGCUGGUGCUGGAGUUCAGGAGGAGCUGGCUUCCUUCCCGUGAGCCUCGGCGUGGACGGCAGAGCCUCCGUAGCUCACUUCAGGAGCUGCCAGGUACUGGGAGAGUGGCGGUGAGUGGCGACAGCCUGACAGAGGAGAUCAGACUGAGGACCAGGAUGAGAGGAUCCCUGAACUGGGCUCCUCCUCGCUUCCAGAUCAUCUUCACAGUUCAGCCAACGCUCAGACGCAGUGAAGUCGUGGGCUUACAGCACUUCCUGUGUGCAGGCUGUGGGACUGAGGUGGAGCCCAGGUACAUCAAGAAACUGCGCUAUUGUGAAUACCUGGGCAGGUAUUUCUGUGACUGCUGCCACAGCGGCUCUGAGGCUGUGAUCCCUGGUCGAGUUCUGUCCUGCUGGGACUUUGGCAGGUAUCCUGUGAGUGAUUUCUCCAAACAGCUGCUGGACUCAGUUUGGCAUCAGCCUCUGUUUGACCUGACCUGUGUUGGUAAGACGCUGUGCAGCAGAGUGAAAGAGCUGGACAAGUUCAGGGAGCUGCAGGAGCAGCUGCUGGUCAUCAAGAAGCUGCUGAGAGCCUGCAGAUUAUCUGAGAGGGUGAUGAGUGAGUUUGAGCAACUUCCUGCUCACCUGAUCUCUGAGCAGCCACAUGUCUUCUCCAUGGACGACCUGCUGAGGGUGAAGAAGGGUCAGCUUGUGGCGCAGGCCAAGGCGCUGCAGCACUCUGCCAUCAGUCACAUUGAAAACUGUGAGCUUUGUCUGGCCCGAGGUUUUAUCUGCGAGUUCUGCAGAGAAAACGACAUCAUCUUUCCCUUUCAGAGAGACAUAUGUCGGCGGUGUCCGGUGUGCAAGGCCUGCUUUCACAAGCACUGCUUUGUGGAAAAGAAGUGUCCAAAAUGUGCACGGAUCCAGUCACGGAAAAAAACACUCAGAUGGAUGUGUGACGUGCAACGACUGAACAGCUGCAGCUCAGUGUCUCGACGUUUAAUGUAUCCCAGUCAGUGGACUCAUUUUGAAUUUUCAUGAAACAAAAAUGAAAGCCCUUUAAAAAUGUUACAUUUAAUGUUAAUUCACAUGCAGAUAGUCAUAUGAGCAGAUGUAGAUGUUUACAGGUCUUUUAUUACAGAGCUAUGAAUAAUAAAUUUCACUUUAAUUGUAAUAAACUGCAAGCCCAAGCCCAA
Molecule: messenger RNA, 1799 nt
Organism: Lates calcarifer (barramundi perch)
Lineage: Eukaryota; Metazoa; Chordata; Actinopteri; Centropomidae
Gene: rubcnl
Product: rubicon like autophagy enhancer
Exons: 15
Coding region: 154-1644 (496 amino acids)
Biological process (GO): autophagosome maturation; autophagosome-lysosome fusion; autophagosome-endosome fusion
Cellular component (GO): autophagosome membrane; intracellular membrane-bounded organelle
Molecular function (GO): phosphatidylinositol phosphate binding
Source: RefSeq, a predicted model, not a curated record